UAUACCGAACAUUCUUGUUUUUUUGUAGUACACGUAAACAUAUAAAAAAUAACAAUGAUUUUCAAUAUUUGGCCUUUUCUGUUAUGUUGUUUCGCUGUAACGUCAAAUUUAAAUACAAUCGUAUCGGCAGCUAAAAGUCAGAUUUUUCCUUUACGAUAUUACUUUCAAACGUCCAAUGAGUACUAUGUACGUGCCGUGAAUAUAUUGAGAUCAUUCAACAAAAAUCCAAUUUGUAUAGAAAGUUCAGACGUGAAAAAUCUGACAUCACCGUCAUUUGGCGAUAUCAAAAAAUAUCAACCAAAAUUAAUCAGCCGGUCUAAAUUAGAGAAAAGAGCUAAGGACUUCCAAUGUAGUUUUUGUGUUAUGGCAAAAUCAAACUUACUGUACAUGGAGAACUUAAUAAAAAAGUUAAAUAACGGAGAGCCAUUCGUUCAUGAUGAGAAAACCAUGAAACGUCUUGAAUUGGAAGCCAAAGUUCUUCUUGAAAUAUUACGUGCUGAAAAUUUACAAACUGGAAAAUGGCUUUGGAUAUAUUUGUUGAAAAUCAUUGCCAUCCGUCAAUACAAUGCCAAUAAGACUAUUUUCCGUAAAAACCCAAUAAUAGAUAACGAACUGCAAAACGGUGUUUCGAAUUUCAUCGCAAAUUGUGUGAUUGAAAAAUACCUUCUUCCGAUUCCAUUGCCCGAUUUAAUUUCGAAAAACCCUACUAUUGUUAAUACCAUGAUGUACGAUCUACUCGUUGCCAAAUGGGUUUUACACAACAGUGAUUUUGUCACGGUAGAAUUUUUAUACCUUAAACGAUUUUGGGACGACGGAGAACAAAUAUUGUUCAGACCAAUAACAGAAGUUAAUGUCGAUUGGAGUGAGGCGAAACGACGGCACGGAGUCGAGGUGGCCGCUACCAAAGUAUUUGUGGAAAAUCGCGGUUGGAUUUUGAAACCGUACGGUCGCUUCGAACACCAGCAAUUGUUGGUCGAGAUUAUCGAUGCUAGAAUUUAUUGUUACCUAUCGGUCAUACUUUAUGUUUAUGAAAAACAGCUAUUCACAUUUGAUGAACGUACUCGGAGUGAAAUCAAAUAUCUUAUAGUCAACCAUAUCCUAGACGCAUUGACGUUGACGGCGUUUAAAGAUGAUUUUCUUGUGGAUACUUUAGCGGAAUUAGAGUUUGCAAAAACACUCAGCAUCGACGAAAUAAAAGCCAUUUCAGCAAAAGUGAAGGCAAAGGCCAAUGACAUCCUAAACCUUUUAAACGGUGUACAUACAAACGAAAUCGGCUGGCUCAGUUUUAAUGUUAACGAAGACCAACUGUCUACCGACGACUUCAUAAGAGAAGCCGUUAGGAACUUCAAAUUCUAUUUGACCGAUUUUAAACAAUUUUUGCCGUUCGAAUAUAGUGUGCUAUUGCAUUUUAUGAAUGCAGCUUAAUAAUUAUAAUUGUCGGUUGCA
Molecule: messenger RNA, 1446 nt
Organism: Adelges cooleyi (spruce gall adelgid)
Lineage: Eukaryota; Metazoa; Arthropoda; Insecta; Hemiptera; Adelgidae
Exons: 2
Coding region: 55-1425 (456 amino acids)
Source: RefSeq, a predicted model, not a curated record